CGAGAAUCCCAACAUGAUAACGCUGAAGGACGUGGACGACAAGGGUAAGAUAGCCUUCCCUUCUGACCUGGACCCGUGGCUGUGCAGCCGGUCUCAGAUCGCCUCCUACACCCGCAAAGCGCACGCCCUCGGCGUCCGCUUCAUGGGCAUCUGCUGCGGGAACGCCUCGCACUUCACCCGCGCCAUGGCCGAGGCGCUGGGCCGGCAGCCGCCCGCCUCCCGAUACACAGCCGACAUGAGCAAACACGCGUACUACGGCACCGACCCGACUCUCAUCGACUUCAACACACAGGAGGUCUGCAAAAACAAGUUCUGAACAAGUCAACAAUAAACCUGUACACAACA
This is a messenger RNA of Branchiostoma floridae (Florida lancelet), 345 nucleotides long. Its product is annotated as betaine--homocysteine S-methyltransferase 1-like. Lineage: Eukaryota; Metazoa; Chordata; Leptocardii; Amphioxiformes; Branchiostomatidae. The transcript is spliced from 2 exons. Bases 14 to 316 code for a protein of 100 amino acids. The record is from RefSeq and is a predicted model, not a curated record.